Molecule: messenger RNA, 1838 nt
Organism: Leucoraja erinaceus (little skate)
Lineage: Eukaryota; Metazoa; Chordata; Chondrichthyes; Rajiformes; Rajidae
Exons: 3
Coding region: 1-1062 (353 amino acids)
Biological process (GO): double-strand break repair via homologous recombination
Cellular component (GO): Shu complex
Molecular function (GO): single-stranded DNA binding
Source: RefSeq, a predicted model, not a curated record
AUGGCGGCGGCGCUGCUGCACGUCCUGGGCUCGUGGAGCAGCGCCGACCGGUGGGUGGGAAACAGCAGCUCCCGCUCCAACACCAGCACCGACACCAGCUCCCGCUCCCGCUCCAGCACCAGCACCGGCACCAACAUCAACACCGGCUACAGCACCAACACCAGCGGGCCUGGGGCCACCGGCGGCUCCGGUAGCACCGGGGUCCCGGGUGGGGGUCCCGGAGUUAGUGGGGGUCUCAGGGGUCCCGAGGCUCCGGGUACCACCGGCGGGACCGGCCUCUACCCCACCGGCGGGACCGGCCUCUACCCCGACACCGGGCUGGGGUGGAUCCAGGCCGGCAGCAGCUGCCUGGUGCUGGGUCAGCGCUCAGUUGCCCGGACAUCGCUGCUGUUCCAGGCGGCGGCAGCAGCGGCCGAGCAGCGGGGCGGGCGGGUGCUAUUCCUGGCCCCUCGGCCCAUCCAGGCGCUGCCUGCCGCGCUGCUGCCACUGGAGCCGCGCUGCCUGCGGCGGGUAGAGCUGGUGUACCCGCACUCAGUGCGGGACGUCCUGCACACCUUGGCCUCUCUGCACCAGAACCCCGGACCCCCACCUUCACUCCUGCUGCUCGACGGUGCCGACGAGAUGCUGGCGGGCGGCGGGCGGGACGUGGCCGGUAAAGCGGCUCUCCUCGCCGCCCUGCUCCGGGACAGCGCCGCUUGGGCGACCCAGGUUCUGGGACCCUCCACACCGUGCCAACUCAUUGUAGCCCUACAGACACAGGCUGAGAGGGAGAGCGCGGCAGACCUGGGUCUUCAGGUGAUGGAACGAUACUUCCCAGUGAGGUGCAGGGUGAACGAGCAGCAAAGUGCAGUGGCCGGUGCUCAGAGCUUCCGCGUUUCGUUCUCUGGACUGGAGAAGAGUGAGGCCGGAGAGACUAACGCCCCUCGUAUCCCGGACAACCAAACCUGGGAACUGCUCUGUGAUGCCGACAAUAUCUCACAGAUCCGUCGUGUAACAGGGGAAGAGAGGGGGGGUGAAGUGGCCCAGGGCACGUGGGGACCGCAGGAAGGAAGAGGUGAAUGAUUUAUGGCCCACGUCAAAGACAAGAACAUUUAGGAAUUGUGUAGAAAAGAACUGCAGAUGCUGGUUUAAACCGAUGAUCAGAAAGAAGGUCCCAAACCGAAACAUUGACCAUACCGUCCACAGACGCUGUCUGUCUGACUCGCUGAGACACUCCAGCACUUUGUGUUCAGCUGCAAACCACAACACAAGAACUUAAUCUUCUGCUCUCUGUCAUUCUCAACUUUAAUUACAGACCUUGAGUUAACAGCUAUUUGUUUUACAAUUACUCUCCCACUGACAACUCUACCACAAGCCCAGUUUGCUAACACAGGCUCUGAAUCCUUACUUUGGAGAUAAUUAAUUUGUUGUGAAGCCCACUGUUGUAUCGUUCCUUUCUAAAACCAAUAUAGAUGGGGCAGGGCUGUGGCUUCCCAGGAAAGGUGAGUGAUCAGUGGUGGAUGGUCUGGUUUGGAAAUGUGAAUGACUAGGAUCAGAUUGGUCAACAUUUAGACCAAAUGGAUACUAGAGACAUAGACAAUAGGUGCAGGAGUAGGUCAUUCAGCCCUUCGAGCCAGCACCGCCAUUCAAUAUGAUCAUGGCUGAUCAUCCAGAAUCAGUACCCCGUUCCUGCUUUCUCCCCAUAUCCCUCGAUUCUGUUAGUCCUUGAUGUAGGAAAUAUUCUGUAAUGCAGGCAGCAUUCUAGUAAAAUGUACGUUAACACAAGCAAGCCGGAGAAGGAACUGUCUACAAUGGAGAAACUGAAUGUAUCAAUGCCACAGGGGAUCUCUACUCUACUG